Molecule: messenger RNA, 1065 nt
Organism: Trichomonas vaginalis G3
Lineage: Eukaryota; Parabasalia; Trichomonadida; Trichomonadidae
Product: protein serine/threonine kinase protein
Exons: 1
Coding region: 1-1065 (354 amino acids)
Biological process (GO): intracellular signal transduction; protein phosphorylation
Cellular component (GO): cytoplasm
Molecular function (GO): ATP binding; protein serine/threonine kinase activity
Source: RefSeq, a predicted model, not a curated record
AUGAGUGUUGAUCAAAUCGGUAACUAUCAUUUGUUAGAAACAUCUGCAGAGGAAGGAGAUUUUUAUGUAUCUUAUCUUCUGGAAGAUAUUAGAACAAAAAUGAAGUAUACAGGAUUCUUAAUUCAUCGGAAAAAAUUAUUGUAUUCACCAUAUAUCCAGAAAUUGCAUAAAAUAUUAGAUAUACAAGCUUCAUUCGGAUUUCCUAUGAUGCAAAACGUAAUAGAAGUUAUAACAGAUGAAGAAUUACAGCUAAUUGUUUUCGAUUAUAAAUAUAAAUCUCUCAUGCAACUAUUUACUAACGGAGAAACUCUAUUCGAAACUCAAGUAAGACAAAUAUUUGCUGAAAUGGCUAUUAUUGUACAUCAUUUACAUAAAAAACACGUCGCAAUUUUAGAUAUACAGCCAAACUCAUUUUUCUUAACUCAAACAGGUAUACUUAAGAUAGGAGUACUCACAUCAGCCGGUUUAUAUGAACCAAACGAAUUAACAAAAGAAUUACCAGGUUCAGUGAAUUAUGCUGCUCCAGAAGUCUUCAAAGGACCGUUUGAUCCAUUUGCAGCUGAUAUUUGGAGUUUAGGAAUGACUCUUUAUGCUCUUCUACUCGGAGACUGUCCAAUAAAUGGCCAAUCAGUUGAAGAAAUUCAAGAAAAGAUAAAAGAAAUGAAAGAAGUCAAACUUCCAUCAUAUUUUUCACCAACAGUGACAAGUUUACUGAGACACAUGCUCCAAUUGAAUCCAAAAGAUAGAAUGACAAUAGAAGAUGUUAUGGAGCAUCCUUUCGUUACUUCGACAAUUGUAACAAAGUCUAUUAUGCUUAAGAAUGAUCUCGAGAAAACUGCGAGUAGAAUUCUUCAAUACGCAUCGAUGAAAUCAAUCAAAUGCAGGAAAAUAAGAGAAAAUCUUUAUUCAUUUAACUUUACUUCAGGAAGUGUGUUUAGAUCACAAAUACGUCUUGAAACCGAGGAUUCAAACCCUGUUCUGAGAUUAGACGUAUUUGUUUGCGAAAAUCAAGCUGAUCUAAACGAUCUUAUUGAUGCAUUCCAAUAUUUACUCGGAACAAAGUAA